AAGGCAAGACUUGGCACAGCUCAGUCAAAUCAGCUUCUUUUGUCUGCUUUCUCGGCUUGAGCUUCAGGAAAGAAAACCGUCCUGGGGUACAGAAAAACUCAGAACUUUUUGGUUUUCAAACUUAGAAGGCUUUUUAAGUCUCUUGGGCUAUUUGAAAGUGUUGGUACAUACAAUGACGUUUAGUCACCAGUAUUAAGGGAAAUAAAAGCCUUUUUCAAAAUGAAGCUUCCACAGUGUCCAUGCAUUUGGGAAAUACUGUAUUUGAUUUUUUGCAUGUAUGAUUACACCAUGAGAGACAGGAUUAAUAUAGAAGAUGGCAAGGCAAAUUUCUAAUUAGAGAGAAUAUUAAUUCUCUACAAAAUAAAGUUUGUUCAUCAGUACAAACCUGCUUUCAAAUCAAAUCAGACAUCCUUCGGAAUGUGUUCAGAACCAAUGACUGACAACACUGAAGACCAGAAAGGCAAGCUGAAGACACCAGACUUCGUGUGAAGGGCAAACAAGAAAUCCAAACAUCAUGUCAAUGGCAAUAGAACAGUUGAACCUUUCCCAGAGGGAACACAGAUGGCUGUAUUUGGAAUGGGCUGUUUCUGGGGAGCUGAGAGGAAAUUCUGGACCAUGAAAGGAAUAUAUUCAACUCAAGUUGGUUACGCAGGAGGCUACACCACCAAUCCUACUUAUAAAGAAGUCUGUUCAGGAAAAACUGGCCAUGCAGAAGUAGUCCGAGUGGUGUACGAGCCAGAACGCAUCAGCUUUGAGGAACUGCUCAAGGUCUUCUGGGAGAAUCAUGACCCGACCCAAGGCAUGCGACAAGGCAAUGACCAUGGCACUCAGUACCGCUCAGCCAUCUAUCCAACCUCUACUGAGCACAUGGAUGUAGCCCUGAGGUCCAAAGAAGACUACCAGAAGGUUCUUUCGGAGCACGGCUAUGGCCUGAUCACGACUGACAUCCGGGAGGGACAAACCUUCUACUACGCGGAGGAUUACCAUCAACAGUACCUGAGCAAGAACCCAGAUGGGUACUGCGGCCUCGGGGGCACCGGAGUGUCCUGUCCACUGGGUGUUAAAAAGUAAUUUCUCCCCAUGUGGUCAGCCCUUGAAGUCACAGCCAAAAUGCUUUCAACAAAUUGGGCAGUGCUUCUGUGGCUCGGGUCAGUGGCUUUUUGAAGUGCACAAAGCGCGAAGGCAUUCAGGAAAAUCUGGUUUGAUGAGGUCUAAUUACAGGAAGUGCAAUGGCGAGUGGAGAGCAUGCGGUUUGUCUUCUACUAAGUUACAGUGGGAGUCCAGCGGUGACUUUGUUUGGAUCGCUCGGGGUCUGAAUGAGAAUAAUGAAUGCGCUGUGCUCCCCCCUUCCUGGGGCUGGGUGCCUGCCAUGGAACCUGGGGAAGGAAGCUGGGAGAUUGUCAGAGAGGAUAAGGCGUUUGGACAUGAGAGCUGUGCCCUGUCCCACCUCUCAUGCCCUGCUGCCCUCCAGUGCCUUAAAAUCUGCAAACAUUUAUAGCCUCAAUGAAUCAUUCACCGCAAUAUUUUGCUCGACUGAUCCUAGAUGUGCAAGGGGCUUUCUCUCCUUUUCCAUCCUCCUGGGACAGGGAAAAGAUAAAAGUUAGUUGGAUGAAUUCUAAUGCUUUGCUUAUAGCUAUGAGAAAUGCUUGUUCUAAUAAAAGUCUGCAUCCUAAUACAAA
This is a messenger RNA of Mustela lutreola (European mink), 1679 nucleotides long. It is a transcript of the gene MSRA, whose product is annotated as methionine sulfoxide reductase A. NCBI's taxonomy places the organism in Eukaryota, Metazoa, Chordata, Mammalia, Carnivora, Mustelidae. Gene Ontology annotation, cellular component: cytoplasm. Gene Ontology annotation, biological process: cellular response to oxidative stress. The record is from RefSeq and is a predicted model, not a curated record. Bases 562 to 1071 code for a protein of 169 amino acids. The transcript is spliced from 7 exons. Gene Ontology annotation, molecular function: peptide-methionine (S)-S-oxide reductase activity.